Messenger RNA from Paramecium tetraurelia, 957 nucleotides. RefSeq lists its product as uncharacterized. Lineage: Eukaryota; Ciliophora; Oligohymenophorea; Peniculida; Parameciidae. The transcript has 3 exons. Gene Ontology annotation, molecular function: protein binding. The record is from RefSeq and is a predicted model, not a curated record.
AUGUGUUAUUUUAUCAAGAAUACCUAAUAACCAAGCAAUCAGUAAAUUAAUAAUCAUUCAAUCAACAAAAGUCUUAAAUUUGAUGAUAAAUCAAAUCAAUCUACAGUAAAAUUAACUCGUGUCUCUGAAAUACCACCUCCUCUGGUAAAUCCAAUAACAUUAAUCUCUGAAAGCCUUACAAAUGAUGAAGCAAAAUACCAGAUUAAUCAUUCAAAUCACUUUAAAGAUGAUGAAUAAUAAGUGCUUGUCAGAUUAGAGGAAGGCGGUUAUGCUGCCUAUAUCUAUGACAUAUAAUCAGAGCAAUAUAGGAUUGAAACUAUUAAUAACUAUACACUACUUCUUCAGGUAUAACAUUUAGUUAUCGGUGGAGUUGAUAGAGAUAAAUCGAGAUUCAAAGCUAUUGCGUCGGUUUAUGAGUUUAAUCAUACCACUUUAUAGUUAAGUUUACAUUCAGAAAUGGUCCUGCCGAGAUCAAUGACUUCUGCUUGUUAGGUUGGCAAUUUCCUAUUUGUUGUCGGUGGAUCAUCAACUAAUGAUGAAAAUACAUCUAUGGCUAAGGCUGAGAAACUAGAUUUAAACACAAAGAGAUGGUAAACAAUUGAGGAUCCUUACUUCAAAUGUAGUGGGUGUGCAUUGGUUGCAAUAGAUCACAAUACAUUGUUUAAGAUAGGUGGCAAAUGCGAUAUCUUUACUCCAUGCAACUCAAUCGAAUCAUAUGAUAUUCAGAAGAAUUCUUGGACUAAAGUAGAGUUCAAAUUCUUGUCUAAUGGAUAUUUGAGGUUGCCAUUUAAUAGUUGUGCCAUCAAGACUUCAUAUGAUCAGAUACUAAUUCUUGGCGGAUCAGUCCAUGAUGUUAAGAGUAAUGAAACAUAGGUAUUUGAUUUGAAUUAAUAAUAAGAUUCUCAAUUUGAAGACGAAGACACUGUAGAAGUCGAAAGAGUUGCCAAAUUCGAUUGA